AUGGCUAGUACUUACGAUACUGAAGAACAAAGAAUUAUUGACAGAAUCAAAUGCAUUGCUUUUCGUGAAGCUCGAGAUGCUGGUGCAACAUUUAUUAAUCGACAAUGGGUAUCGGAGAAAGUUCAUCGCUCAGUUCGAUUUGUUACAGACUGGUGGGGAAAAUCAUAUGACCAAUGCGUUGCUGAUUAUUCAAGAGCUGGUCCCAAACUUAAAUUGUCACCAGCUAGUCAAGACAUCAUUCGUAAAGCAAGUGGUCAGCAAAGAAAAAGCUGUUCUGUUGUGGCAAAGGAAAUUGCACAAAAGCAAAGAGAAUAUGUCACUCGAAGAACAAUCAAUAAUUACCGCCAUAGAGAAGGAUUGAAACCUUUCCACGUUAUUCCAAAACCGUUGAAGUCUGAAACCCAUAUAUCAAAUCGAUUAUGGCUGUGCGAUUGGUUAAAAGAUUGGACCGAAGAAGAUUUUCUUCAUCUGGCACCAUCUGAUGAAUUUUACGUGUGGGUCGUUCGUCGACCAAAUUAUCAGAACGAUCGAAUUUGGGCAAAAAGCGUCGAUGAUAUCGAAGAAGACGAACGUUAUCGUGAAAUGGUGAAAGAUCAAGUAUGUAUCGGGAUAUUUGUUAUCUUUACUGCAAAAAGAUUACAUUGGGUGAUUAAAGAGAAAGGUGAAUCUUGGACUGGUCAAUAUUUUCGUGAUGUAAUUUUGACUGAAAACGUGAUUCCGUUCUUAAAAGAUGAAGAAAAUGUUAUCGAUCCCAAUGAAGUUAUAUUUGUCCAUGAUAAAGCACCAUGUAUGCGAGCAUAUCCGACCCUACAUUUGCUUCAAGACAACGACGUUAAGUUUUGGGGGAAUGAUAUUUGGCCUGGAAAUUCACCCGAUCUGAACAUGGCCGAACAUAUUGGGACAAUAAUCAAGGAUGAAGUUGAAAAAAGGAUGUUGUCAGAAACUGAACAUUCUGGUUAUCUUGAAGAAACACUCAAAAUGCACAUUUCAGAUGUUUUGACACACAUGGAAGAAGAUACUGAAUUAUUUGAAACUCUUCUAUGUUCAUAUCCAUCGCGACUGCGUGCAAUUCCAUUGCACACUGCUAUUCGUCGGACAGCAAUCGAUCUUAUCGGUCGUGGUUAUACUACAUGGGAAUCCUAUUUAGAUAUUGGACAAGUACUACUAACAUUAUUUGAUUUAUGUUCUAUUAGUGAUAGUUCAACAAUGACAAGCAAUCUACAUGGUGGAAUAUUAACACCAAGAACUGAUACUUGUUUAACAGCGCGAACAGCCCUUUAUUUAAUUGCAACGUCUCGUUCACGUGUAGUUAUAAUGACACUUGCACGUGAAAUAGCUAAAUAUGCUCUUGUACAAUCUGGAACAACAUCAUCACCAACAUCAAUAACACUUAAAAAUGAACAUAAACUUGAAACACUUCGUCUCAUUCAAAUUCUUAUUGAAAAAUGUUCACAAGAUAUUGAAGACUUAAUUCUUGAAGUUAUUGAUAUUACUUUGAAUUGUAUUGAUUUGAAUAUUCUUCGGCAUAAAGGUGUUCAAGCUGUAUCAGAAACAUUUGGAUUAUUAUUAAAUAAACGAAUCCAAGACAGUUUAUCUUAG
This is a messenger RNA of Rotaria sp. Silwood2, 1599 nucleotides long. Lineage: Eukaryota; Metazoa; Rotifera; Eurotatoria; Philodinida; Philodinidae. The record is from the annotation of a GenBank genome assembly.